CUCCAAGCGACUUCUCUCUCUCUCUUUCUCUCUUUUUCUCUCUCUGUCUCCCUCUGUUUUCGUUUUCAUUCACUGUUUUCACAAACACUUGUACCAAAACACAUAACAAAUGGCGCCGAGAGACAAACCUACCGGCGUAACCGCCGGCCCUACCGGAAACAAGGAGAUCCGCUACAGAGGCGUGCGCAAGAGGCCGUGGGGUAGGUACGCCGCUGAAAUACGCGAUCCCGGCAAGAAGAGCCGCGUCUGGCUAGGCACCUUUGAUACGGCCGAGGAGGCCGCGCGUGCCUACGAUGCAGCGGCAAGGGAGUUUCGUGGAGCCAAGGCAAAGACUAACUUCCCUUCGCCUACCGACCUUGUGGCAGCUGCCGCGACUACUGCUAACCGGAGCCCUAGCCAGAGCAGCACCGUGGAGUCCUCCAGCCGCGAGGCGCUGUCUCCGGGUGCGAUCGCCGGUCCUCCGGCUCUAGAUCUCAAUCUGUCUCACCCCGCCGCCGCCGGCCAAUUUUCCGCAGUUCGUUACCCUGCGGUUGGUGUUUUUCCUAUUGCGCAGCCGUUGUUCUUCUUCGAGCCAUUUUCCCGUCCAGAGAAGCCGAAGACCCACCGCGAUAUGUUCGAUUUAGAUCGAGCGGUUGCCGAUUUUCACCCUGCGAUUGCCGGUAGCGUUCACAGCGACUCCGACUCAUCCUCCGUGGUUGAUUUCAAUUACCAUGACCGCAGUACCAGGCUGCUCAAUCUCGAUCUCAACCAUCCUCCAGCGGAAGUCGCUUGAUUUCAUCACUUUUACACCGUCCACGGCGACGAUAAUCGGAUCUCUAAAAUUUUCUUUUCCAUUUGAAUUGAAUUUCUCCUUUCCUUUAUUGCGUCUCGAAUCGAAACAGAUGACGAAGCAAUCUAGAGAGAAAGCAGCAGCCACGUUAGUAUUGAUGUGCUGAUCGAUGACUAUUCGAUGUAUAUACAUAACCGACCUCCUUUUUGCAACUGAGAAACUAGAUUUUCUUAAUGUUGUUCCCUCCCUAUUUACUAUGUAUGCAAGCUUCAUAGUUUUUCAAUUAAAUUUUGCAGAUCAGUUAAUUUUC
Messenger RNA from Vitis riparia (riverbank grape), 1079 nucleotides. RefSeq names its product ethylene-responsive transcription factor 4. The transcript has a single exon. NCBI's taxonomy places the organism in Eukaryota, Viridiplantae, Streptophyta, Magnoliopsida, Vitales, Vitaceae. Gene Ontology annotation, molecular function: DNA-binding transcription factor activity; DNA binding. Gene Ontology annotation, biological process: regulation of DNA-templated transcription. The record is from RefSeq and is a predicted model, not a curated record. Bases 110 to 772 code for a protein of 220 amino acids.